AUGUACGGACUGCAUGAAAGUACCACGGCAAAUAUCGCAGACUUUCUUGCUUUCUAUCUCAUUCAAAUAUCCAUUCCGACCGCCCUGCUCGUCAUCACCCCGAAGAAAUCACCGCUUCGAUAUCUCGCCAUACCAUGUAUGAUAUGGAUCGCCAACCGAUUCAUGCUACCUUUUGCACCUGCAGGUGGUCCGGCCUGGUGCCAGGCGAUCUGCCAGCUGGUGAUCGUGGUUCUGCAAGCGAUCAACCUGUUAUUACUCAAUCCCGUGGGCCGCCAAGAUCUAACCAAGGUGGUCAAAAAUUCGCAAAGCACCAUAUCGUACUUUUUUGCAGCGACUCGAGCUCUGAUAUUUACUCGGGGGGUCAAUACUCCUUGGCAAGUGAAGAAUAUACCAUCUCAGCCCCGUUAUUAUGCGCGGCGGGGUAUGCAGGUACCUAGUCGAUCCCAUUUCUUGCUUCGUCAAUCUGUAAUCCUCGCUUGGCAAUAUUUGGCUCUCGAUAUUAUUCAAACGCUGUCAGCCCAGCAGGCCUCCGAGAGGAAAGAAAUUUCAUGGGAGAUCCAUUGGAAUGUAUCGUGCCGUCAGUGGGGUGAGCGAGCAGGCACGCAUCUAGCAAUCUGGUUCGUGGUGAAUCGACUCAUUGGGGACUCUGCGUAUCGUCUCCUUUCAAUCGUGAGUGUUGGUCUUGGAAACGACUCCCCAUCGGACUGGCCACCGGCUUGGGGGAGGAUGAAAGAAGCCUAUACCCUUCGAAACUUCUGGGGUACCUUUUGGCACCAGUUUAUGCGACAACCUUUCUCCGCCUUGGGUAAGUUUAUUGCCCGAGAUCUUCUGGGCCUGGCUCGAUCAUCGGUUCUGGAGAGAUACACCAAUCUCUUCGUUGUGUUUCUGGUAUCGAGUCUUUACCAUGUUAUUGUGGACCUGUUGCAAAGUGUUCCACCUCAAUAUUCGGGGUCGAUUACUUUUUACAUGAUCUUCGUUGCUGGAAUUAUGCUCGAGGAUUUUGUACAGCAUUUAUGGGGUCGUUUUGGAGCUCAUAAGAGGAGCUCUAGUUCUGAAAAGAUUGAGCCGGCUAUGUGGCAGAGGAUCAUUGGAUUGAUGUGGGUCAUGACAUGGCUUGCGGUCACAUCGACGUGGUACUUCACUCCCAUGAUCCAGCUAACCGGGCCAGAUGUGACUAUGGUCCCGUUUAGCUUUUCGGCAAAAUCGAGUCUGCCUACUUCGGGAACGCUUCUCUUAUCAGCUGGUAUCGUCAUAUCGUGGAUAUUUGAAGUUGAUCUCUAG
Penicillium longicatenatum is the source of this 1281-nucleotide messenger RNA. Its product is annotated as wax synthase family protein. Gene Ontology annotation, biological process: lipid metabolic process. The coding region runs from base 1 to 1281 and encodes 426 amino acids. The transcript is spliced from 2 exons. The record is from RefSeq and is a predicted model, not a curated record. NCBI's taxonomy places the organism in Eukaryota, Fungi, Ascomycota, Eurotiomycetes, Eurotiales, Aspergillaceae.